AUGCCUUCCGCAGCCCCUUCCGUCCCUGCUGUCUCCAGCAAGGAGGUUGCUCAGUCCAUCACUGUCCUCGAGGACUUGGUCAAGAACCUUAACAUCUCGACCAGCCCCGAUGAGGUCAACGCUGCCGCUCACAACCUUGCCACUCUUUUCAGCGGUCCCAUCCCCGAGCAGGCUCUCCCCGCUAAGGCCGCCGAGACCUUCAAGAAGCAGCUCGCCAACAAGAAGGAUGCUAUCGCUCGUGAGCGUGCCCUUGAGGGUAUCCGGGCUAUCGCUUCCCACACCACUAUCUCCCCCGCUGUUGAGCCCCACCUUGCCUCUCUCCUCGGCCCCGUUCUCGCCGCUGUCGGUGACAAGGUGACCGCCGUUAAGGAGGCCGCUCAGUCCACUGCCGCUGCUAUCGUUCAGGCCGUGAACGGCAAUGCCGUCAAGGCCAUUGUCCCUGCUAUCCUUAACUCUCUUCAGAACGCCCAGAAGUGGCAAGAGAAGAUGACUGCUCUGGACCUCCUCGGCACACUCGUCGAGUCCUGCCCUGCUCAGCUCUCCUACCAGGUCCCCAAGCUGAUCCCCGUUGUCUCCGAGGCCAUGUGGGACACCAAGGCUGAUAUCAAGAAGGCCGCCUACGGCACCAUGGAGAAGGUCUGCGGUCUGAUUGUUAACAAGGAUAUUGAGCGUUUCAUUCCCGAGCUCAUCAAGUGUAUCGCCAAGCCCGAGAACGUCCCCGAGACCGUUCACUUGCUCGGUGCCACCACUUUCGUUUCCGAUGUUACCGGCCCUACCCUCGCUAUCAUGGUUCCCCUGCUUGACCGUGGUCUUGUUGAGCGUGAGACUGCCAUUAAGCGUAAGUCUGCCGUCAUUGUUGACAACAUGUGUAAGCUUGUGGAGGACCCCCAGCUCGUCGCUCCUUUCUUGCCUAAGAUGUUGCCCGGCUUGAACAAGAACUACGAGACCCUUGCCGACCCCGAGGCCCGUGAGAAGACCCGCCAGGCUCUCGACACCCUCUCCCGUGUCGGUGAUGUCAAGGACGGCAAGAUCCCCGAGAUCUCCAACGACGGUGACGUUGCCACCGUUUCUGCCAUCCUCAAGGAGAUCCUUGAGCCCGAGUUCAAGGCCCGCAUUGCUGGCUCCGAGGAAAUCAUCAACUACGUUGCUGCUGUCGCCGGUCAGCUCGUUGACGAGAAGGAGAGCGACCACAUGAUCUGGACCCAGAACACUCUCCCCUACCUCAUCGCCAUCGUCGGUGAGGAGAAGGCCAAGCCCAUUGCCGAGUCCCUCCGCAAGAAGGCCUCUCCCCAGGCUGCUGCUGCCGAUGAGGUUCCCUCCGAUGAGGAGGAGGGUGAGGAUCUGUGCAACUGCACCUUCUCCCUGGCCUACGGUGCCAAGAUUCUGCUGAACCAGACUCACCUGCGUCUCAAGCGUGGUCAGCGUUACGGUCUCCUCGGACCUAACGGUUCCGGUAAGACCACCCUCAUGCGUGCCAUCAACAACGAGCAGCUCGAGGGUUUCCCCAAGAAGGAUGAAGUCAAGACCGUCUACGUCGAGCACGAUCUCGAUGCUGCCGAUACUGAGCAGACCGUUCUCGGCUGGACUCUCAAGAAGCUUGCCGAGGUUGGUCUCAACCUUGAGAAGGCUGAUGUCGAGAAGCAGCUGGUUGAAGAGUUCGGCUUCCAGCCCGUUCAGCUCGAGGGUCUCAUCACCGCCCUUUCCGGUGGUUGGAAGAUGAAGUUGGCUCUGUGCCGUGCCGUCUUCGAGAAGCCCGAUAUCCUGCUUCUUGACGAGCCCACUAACCACUUGGACGUAAAGAACGUUGAGUGGCUCGAGAACUACCUCAAGUCCUCCCCUUGCACUUCCAUCAUGGUUUCCCACGACAGCCGUUUCCUCGACCACGUCAUCCAACACGUUAUCCACUACGAGCGCUUCAAGCUUAAGCGUUACCGUGGUGACCUGAGCGAGUUCGUCAAGCGUGUUCCUUCCGCUCGCUCCUACUACGAGCUCGGCGCCGGUGACCUCGAGUUCAAGUUCCCCGAGCCCGGUUUCCUUGAGGGUGUCAAGACCAAGUCCAAGGCCAUCAUCCGUGUCAACAACAUGUCCUUCCAGUACCCCAACACCCCCAAGCCCCAGAUCUCCAAGGUUACCUUCCAGGUCUCCCUCGGCUCCCGUAUCGCCGUUAUCGGUCCCAACGGUGCCGGCAAGUCUACUCUCGUCAACGUCCUGACUGGAGAGCUUAUCCCCACCGACGGUGAUGUCUACCAGCACGAGAACAUCCGUAUCGCCUACAUCAAGCAACACGCUUUCGCUCACAUUGAUGACCACCUUGACGCUACUCCCUCCGAGUACAUCCAGUGGCGUUUCCAGACUGGUGAGGACCGUGAGACCAUGGACCGCGCCAACAAGAUUGUUACCGAGCAGGAUGAGAAGGCCAUGGAGAAGAUCUACCGUGUCAACGACACCUUCCGUCGUGUCAUUGGUAUCCACUCUCGUCGCAAGUUCAAGAACACCUACGAGUACGAGAUCUCUUGGUCCAUUGGUGACAACAUCGGCAUGAAGUCUGAGAAGUGGACUCCCCUUAUGUCCGCUGACAACACCUGGUUGCCCCGUUCCGAGAUCAUGGAGUCUCACUCCAAGCAGGUUGCUGAGGUUGAUCAGAAGGAGGCCCUUGCCUCCGGUCAGUUCCGUCCCCUUGUCCGUAAGGAGAUUGAGCAGCACUGCGCCAACUUCGGUCUCGACAACGAGCUGGUUUCUCACUCUCGUAUGCGUGGUCUCUCCGGUGGUCAGCGUGUCAAGGUCGUCCUUGCCGCCUGCUCUUGGCAGCGUCCCCACGUCAUCGUUCUUGAUGAGCCUACUAACUACUUGGACCGUGACUCCCUUGGUGCUCUUUCCAAGGCUAUUAAGUCUUUCGAGGGUGGUGUUAUCAUUAUUACUCACUCCCGUGAGUUCACUGAGAACCUUACCGAGGAAGUCUGGGCCGUCAACGACGGUCUUAUGACCCCCUCCGGACACAACUGGGUUCAGGGCCAGGGUUCCGGUCCCCGUCUCGACCAGAAGGCCGACGAUGAGGAGGACAAGUUCGAUGCCAUGGGCAACAAGAUUGUUGUUGAGAAGAAGAAGAAGCUCACUGGUUCCGAGCUCCGCAAGAAGAAGAAGGACCGUGCUGCCCGCCGCAAGCGUGGUGAGGAGGUCUUCUCUGACGAGGACGAGAUCUAA
Penicillium taxi is the source of this 3201-nucleotide messenger RNA. RefSeq names its product putative translation elongation factor eEF-3. Bases 1 to 3201 code for a protein of 1066 amino acids. The record is from RefSeq and is a predicted model, not a curated record. NCBI's taxonomy places the organism in Eukaryota, Fungi, Ascomycota, Eurotiomycetes, Eurotiales, Aspergillaceae. The transcript has 2 exons. Gene Ontology annotation, molecular function: ATP binding; ATP hydrolysis activity; translation elongation factor activity.